This is a messenger RNA of Acanthochromis polyacanthus (spiny chromis), 4846 nucleotides long. RefSeq names its product H(+)/Cl(-) exchange transporter 4-like. NCBI's taxonomy places the organism in Eukaryota, Metazoa, Chordata, Actinopteri, Pomacentridae. Gene Ontology annotation, molecular function: voltage-gated chloride channel activity. The record is from RefSeq and is a predicted model, not a curated record. Gene Ontology annotation, cellular component: early endosome; synaptic vesicle; membrane. Gene Ontology annotation, biological process: transmembrane transport; chloride transport.
CAGGCUCAACCAACGCGAGAUCUCUGAAGUAUCGUGAGAUCGACCCGUUGAGCACUGACGCCGUCUCCCAUCGGUUUAUUUGUUUUUUAACUGUGGAUAUCGUAUAAAAUGUUCAGUUUACUCGACUGUAUAUAAAGUGUAAUUUUGAAGACGUUUUCCAUCCACAGUCGUGAGAACAGGCGGGAACAUGGAGGUCGGAGAAGGUGUCAGCGCUGCCACGCCCACAGAGGAGAUGAAUGGAGCUGGAAAUCUGAUGGACUUUCUGGACGAGCCUUUUCCUGACGUGGGGACGUAUGAAGAUUUCCACACCAUCGACUGGCUGAGGGAGAAAUCCAGAGACACGGACCGUCACCGCAAAAUCACCAGUAAGAGCAAAGAGUCCAUCUGGGAGCUGAUCAAGAGCCUGCUGGACGCCUGGUCAGGAUGGGUGGUGAUGCUGCUCAUCGGCCUGCUCUCAGGUACGCUGGCCGGGGUGAUCGACCUGGCGGUGGACUGGAUGACGGACCUGAAGGAAGGCGUGUGUCUUUCAGCGUUCUGGUACAGCCACGAGCAGUGCUGCUGGACGUCCAACGAGACGACGUUCGACGACCGGGACAAGUGUCCCCAGUGGCAGAAAUGGGCCGAGCUGAUGACGGGCCACGCUGAGGGGGCUGGAGCGUACGUGUUGAACUACUUCCUCUACAUUCUCUGGGCUCUGCUCUUCUCCUUCCUGGCCGUUUCGCUGGUCCGAGUGUUCGCUCCGUACGCCUGUGGAUCAGGAAUCCCUGAGAUCAAGACGAUCCUCAGCGGCUUCAUCAUCCGGGGUUAUCUGGGGAAGUGGACCCUGCUGAUCAAGACGGUGACCCUGGUGCUGGCGGUGUCGUCGGGUCUCAGUCUGGGGAAGGAGGGUCCUCUGGUCCACGUGGCCUGCUGCUGUGGGAACUUAUUCUGUAGCCUCUUCUCCAAAUACAGCAAGAACGAGGGCAAGCGGAGGGAGGUGCUGUCAGCAGCAGCAGCAGCUGGAGUGUCGGUGGCCUUUGGAGCGCCCAUCGGAGGAGUUCUGUUCAGUCUGGAAGAGGUCAGUUAUUAUUUCCCCCUAAAGACUCUGUGGCGUUCGUUCUUCGCCGCUCUGGUCGCUGCCUUCACGCUGCGCUCCAUCAACCCGUUUGGAAACAGCCGGCUGGUGCUGUUCUACGUGGAGUACCACACUCCGUGGUACAUGGCCGAGCUGGUUCCCUUCAUCCUGCUGGGCGUGUUCGGCGGCCUCUGGGGGACGCUCUUCAUCCGGGCCAACAUCGCCUGGUGCCGGCGGAGGAAGACCACCCAGCUGGGGAAGUACCCGGUGCUGGAGGUGAUCGCGGUGACGGGCAUCACCGCCGUGCUGGCGUACCCCAACCCCUACACCCGCCGCAGCACCAGCGAGCUCAUCUCGGAGCUCUUCAACGACUGCGGCGCUCUGGAGUCGUCUCAGCUCUGCGACUACAUCAACAACUCCAACAUGAGCCGGCCGGUAGACGACAUCCCAGACCGACCGGCGGGGCCCGGGGUCUACAACGCCCUGUGGCAGCUCGCCCUGGCCCUCAUCUUCAAAAUCGUCAUCACCAUCUUCACCUUCGGCAUGAAGAUCCCCUCAGGUCUCUUCAUUCCCAGCAUGGCCGUAGGAGCGAUCGCCGGGCGGAUCGUCGGGAUCGCCGUGGAGCAGAUGGCGUACCACCACCACGACUGGAUCAUCUUCAAGAACUGGUGCCGACCCGGCGCCGACUGCGUCACCCCUGGACUGUACGCCAUGGUGGGAGCUGCUGCCUGUCUGGGCGGUGUGACCAGGAUGACCGUCUCUCUGGUGGUCAUCAUGUUCGAGCUGACGGGCGGCUUGGAGUACAUCGUCCCCCUGAUGGCCGCCGCCGUCACCAGUAAGUGGGUGGCGGACGCCUUCGGGAAGGAAGGCAUCUACGAGUCGCACAUCCAGCUGAACGGAUACCCCUACCUGGACGUCCGGGACGAGUACCACCGCACCCUGGCCACCGACGUGAUGCGGCCGCGCAGGAACGACCCCCCUCUGGCCGUCCUCACCCAGGACAGCACCACGGUGGAGGACGUGGAGACGCUCAUCAAAGACACCGACUACAACGGCUUCCCGGUGGUCGUGUCCAGAGAGUCGGAGAGGCUCAUCGGCUUCGUUCAGCGCCGGGACCUCACCCUCGCCAUCAAAAACGCCCGUCAGAAGCAGGACGGCGUGGUGAGCAGCUCUGUGGUUUACUUCACUGAGGACGCGCCUCAGCUGCUGGCCAGCAACCCUCAGCCUCUGAAGCUGCGGCGCAUCCUGAACCUCAGCCCCUUCACCGUCACCGACCACACGCCCAUGGAGACGGUGGUGGACAUCUUCCGCAAGCUGGGCCUCCGCCAGUGUCUGGUGACCAGGAGCGGGCGUCUGCUGGGAAUCAUCACCAAGAAGGACGUCCUGCGACACAUGGCUCAGAUGAUGAACCAGGACCCAGAGUCCAUCAUGUUCAACUAGCAGGACUGAACAUCUUUCCUCUUCCGACACUGUAAAUAGUAAAAAACACUGCUGUCCUGCAUCCUGUGACGCGUCCCUCCACCCUGUAAGGCAAGUCCCUCCCUGUACUGUAGAGACCACAGCAGCUCCGUGACAUCAGAGGAGCUCACAGCGCUCCUCCUUUGACGGUUUAUCACACAUCAGAAAAAAAAAAAGCCAAUCAGGAGUUGCCAAGAUUUUCUCCUUAACUUUCAUUCAGUUCUCCAGAUUAAACUGUAGCAGCUGUAACGCCAUCCACUCAUUUAUCUGCUGCUGUUCAAACUAAAAGCCACGAUGAGGGCAGGACUGAGGCUGAGAUGUUCUCAGAGCUGCUGUUAGAAAAUGAAUCUGAUCAUUCAUCAUCUCUAGUUUUACUAAAACAGAAACUGACACGUGGUGACCAGUUCUAUAAAUCAUUAUAGGAAACACAAAGAAAUAUUACGUCAUUCAAAAAGGUGUGUUUUAUUCCAGUGAACUUAAAUGUUCUGUUCUAGACGUACAAAGUGGAAGGAUUUAACAGUGAAUGGAAGUUUGUACCUGUGAGUUCUCUGAGAGCUUGAAUAUUCACAGUUUGUGUUGUAAAUCUGAACAUUCCCAUUUAUUUAUCUCUUGUUAACAGAUUUAUGCUGCCGGUUCAGAAGGCUUCAGUGAUCAUAACCGGUUAAAUGUCCUCCUAUCAGCCAGUCUGAGGGCGCAGUGAGGGAUUCAUUUUGUUUUCCAUCUCUAAUGUGUCAAAAACACAUUUACAGACCUCAUCUUCAAAGGUCUGAUCUAAAACUUUAGGUAAACCAGAGAAAGGUGAUUUUCUUUGCUCAUAAGUGACUGAAGCAGUUCAUCGAUUUUAAAACGGAUUCAUUUCCUGUCCGUCAGCCAAUCAGCUUGAAUUAUAGCAUCAGCUUUAAUUCCUUCUUUUCAGCCCUGAUGUCUGGAAAACGUUUUCUGAUCCGUUCUGAAGUGACUCCAUAAAGUUCACAACCACGAAAUGAAACAUUCAGACUGGAGAAAUAAAAUCCACAUCAAGUCUUUGUGCAGAAUUUGCAGGAUCACAGACAUAAAACCCAUUUCUGUCACACCUUUUUGUUUGAUUUAAUAUUCAGUGAGAGUAAAAAUCUAAUCGCUUCGUUAAACGGCAUAAUCUGAAGAAGAAGAAGGUCAAAUUAGAAUCCUGGGAUCUCGUGUCUGUCACCAGUUAACGAUCGAACAAAGCAGAUGAAGCUGAUUUUAUUUAUGGUUGAAGACUUUGCUGCACUUUGUGUUGUUUUUGUUCCAUGUGUUGCUGCCAUAUUUAUAUUAAUGCCGCCGCAUCCAAGUUCAUUUUGCGUCCAGCCUGAACCUGACAGUCGCCGUGUGAAGCUCUGAAUGUUCCUGCUUUUGAUGGAGUCGUUUCAGAGCCUUACAGUGAGACUCCGGUCGCUCAGACACACUUCAGACACACAGGGGAAGGCUUUAUUCUCACCGUUUCCAUCAUGAAAGCUGCUGAACUAAAGGCUCCUGCACACAGAAAGAGUCAGAUCAGCUUUAGUUUCAGUCUGAUCAUUCCUAAUGGAUCAGAUCUUCUUUUUCUGACGGUCUAAAGAGAGAUGCAAAACAAGCUCAUGUUGGAUUCUCUCAUACCUUAGAGCUCCUCCUCUGGAUUUACGAACAAAUAUUUCACCAGAUUUUGUGUGCAGGAGCCUUUAAAAGCAUCGGUUCACAUCCAGAGUCGACAUGUCUGCUGCCAGUCUAAGAAGCGGUGGUAUUCUGUUGGAGCUUCUGUUACUUUAACUGUCAAAAAUAGCAUUAAAACGGUACCUCUGCUGCUGCGACGCUAAAAGCUAAAUGCUAAGGAAAAGUUUAACCAGCCGGCAGCUGCUGGUGGCUCUUUUAAAGUGAAGGAAGUGACUGAGAAGGACAGAAGUGUGUUUAAAGAUGCUGAUGUUUCAGUGAAAGCUCUUUAAAAACAUAAAGAUUCUGGGAAACCUCCUCCCCAGUUUGACCGCACAUUCAGCGUUUCUCUCCGUUUCCUGUGUCGUGAUGUUUGUUGUGGUGAAAAAUAACUUCCAUCGCUUCAAAGUCUGUGAGCUUUGAAGGAGUUUAGCAUCAAAAGUCGUCACUCCGUGUUGUUUUGCUUUUAAGAUGCCAAGAGAAUGUAGUGAAGACACAGCUGUUGUAUAUAUUUAAGAUUUAUUGUGGGUACUUUUUUAAUUUUAUUUCGUUUUGUCUGAAACACUAAUGCUGUUUUUAAUUUGAAGUAUUUAUCAGAGGUGUUGCUCGGACAGAAAUCACACAUUUGCACUUUUGCUUUUGGAUUUGUCGGUUAAGUGACUGAAAAAUAAAGUUCUCAGUUUAACUUCA